AUGUCCGUGGAGCACUGGAUGUACUCAGACAGGUAUGGACGGGACGAGGAAGGUGCUGGUGGUGGCAAAGGACUCACUAACUUCAUGGACAGCACCUUUCCCGAGUUCCAGCGUCACGAAGCAGUGGCGGACCUGAAGAAUUGGUGGACUUCGGACGAGCCACGGAUACUGGUGGUGGGCCCGUCCUCGAGCAGCAGGGCGGCGAAGGCCGUGGACUUCAUGCCGGUGCUGCGAUUGGCGCACGUUUGGGCGGAGUUCUUUAGUUUUGCAUCGGCCGAUGCCAAACUCGUUGCAGAGACCCUCGGCUCCCAGUACACGCUUGAGCGGGGUCAGACAUGGGCGUUGAUGUUGCACAGCGGAGGUGACGUCAGCAGGACCCAGGUCCGAAAUGUGAGGGACAUGGCGCCCCUCAUCCAGGACUUUAUCUCUGAGCAGAUCCCCCGACAAGCACCUGUCGCGACAGAGCGCAACUUUCAGCAGCUCUGCGGCGACCGAGCGCUCAGUCAAAGCACGAGCAGAACGUACUGCUUGAUCCUGGUGGACAGGAAUGCGGAACAGACCGCAGCUUGA
This is a messenger RNA of Symbiodinium sp. CCMP2456, 570 nucleotides long. NCBI's taxonomy places the organism in Eukaryota, Dinophyceae, Suessiales, Symbiodiniaceae. The record is from the annotation of a GenBank genome assembly.